This is a messenger RNA of Lates calcarifer (barramundi perch), 907 nucleotides long. Its product is annotated as ubiquitin-conjugating enzyme E2 D4. The record is from RefSeq and is a predicted model, not a curated record. Gene Ontology annotation, cellular component: nucleus. Gene Ontology annotation, molecular function: ubiquitin conjugating enzyme activity. Lineage: Eukaryota; Metazoa; Chordata; Actinopteri; Centropomidae. The coding region runs from base 153 to 596 and encodes 147 amino acids. The transcript has 7 exons. Gene Ontology annotation, biological process: ubiquitin-dependent protein catabolic process; protein polyubiquitination.
UUCUUCGUCGUCAAACAAAAACGCGGAAACAAAAGAAAUAAUCAGUUUGUCAAAACAAACAACACCGAGUCGGCAUAAAGUGAGCGUAGUUGUAGCUGACAGCUGUCGAAGUUCACACCUUACUUUCGCUUCCCCUAUCUGAACGACUUGCCAUGGCUUUGAAAAGAAUACAAAAGGAGUUAAAUGAUCUACGGAAAGAUCCUCCAGCUUCAUGUUCAGCUGGACCUGUAGGGGAGGACCUGUUUCACUGGCAAGCCACCAUCAUAGGACCGAAUGACAGUCCAUAUCAUGGAGGAGCAUUCUUCCUUUCUGUCCAUUUCCCCACUGACUAUCCCUUUAAACCACCAAAGGUUGCCUUUACAACGAAAAUCUACCACCCAAACAUAAAUGGCAAUGGUAGCAUCUGCCUUGACAUCCUGAGGUCACAGUGGUCACCUGCACUUACGGUGUCAAAAGUUUUAUUAUCCAUAUGCUCUUUGCUAUGUGACCCAAAUCCAGAUGAUCCGCUUGUCCCAGAAAUUGCACACCUGUACAAAUCGGACAGACAAAAGUACAACAGAGUAGCCAGAGAAUGGACUCAGAGGUAUGCAAUGUGAAGGACUGAAGUUUCAGCAACAAUGACGCAUCCUUGAACACCUCAAAGUAUGACAGUACUGUUUCAACUGCUCAUCCACACUGGUUCUAGCUGAGGUGUUUUAUACGCUUGAAGCACUUUCUCUACUCAGAUUUUACUUGACUUAACUGUUUUUACUGUUUAUUUUAUUCUUCCCUUAAAUUGGCAUUAUUAUUAUUAUUAUCAGUGGUGAAAUGGCCUGAUUGUAUUUUUCUUUUAAGAGAUUUAUAUUGUACAAGACUGUACUGAAUUUAUUUUGCAUUGUUUUGCAUUAAAAGCAUACUCAAAAUUUAA